AUGUGUCACGACCAUGAUGAUGCUCUCGCAGUAGACGAGCAAGAUGAUCUUACUUCCGAAGUUGGAAGCAGCAUCGCUUCAUCAAGCACUAGUCUCCGUGAUUCCAUCAUGGACUACCGCAUUGAGAACGGCAGAACUUAUCAUCGAUACAAAGAUGGCAAAUAUGCCUUUCCCAAUGACGAGAGAGAGUUGGAAAGAUUAGAUUUGCAAGGCGAACUUUGGGACAUCUCUCUUGAUUUCGCUCUUGGUAUCGCUCCGCCUUGCGAGGAGAACGCCAAAGUCGGCCGAGUACUUGAUGUUGGCACUGGUAGUGGACUCUGGGCUAUCAAUUACGGAGACGAGCAUCCUGAUGCCGAGGUUAUCGGCAUUGACCUCUCACCAACCCUACCUGACUAUGUGCCCCCUAACGUGAGGUUUGAGAUUGAUGAUGUUGAAGAAGAAUGGACAUGGUCGCAACCUUUUGACUAUAUUCAUAGCCGCAUCAUGACGGCAAGCAUCAGCGACUGGGAGGUCUAUCUCCGCAGGUGUUUCGAGGGCAACCUCAGCAAUCUCACCCCGGGUGGAUGGCUCGAACUACAGGAACUCGAUGUCAUUGUCGCUUCCGAUGACGGAACUCUCACAGAAAACCAUGCCUUCUCUAAGUGGUGCAAACUCAUCCAGAAAGCCACGGCGCAGCUUGGGCGCGCUUACAUUGACCCGAGACCUCUCGUGGACACCUUGAAGGCCAUCGGAUUUGUCGACGUACAGAUCACCAGCUACAAGUGGCCCUGUAAUGAUUGGGCCAAAGAUGAGAAAUAUAAACAGCUCGGAAGGCUGCACUGUGAGAACUUCACAAGUGGCCUCGAAGCGUUUUCUAUGGCAGGCUUUACCCGCGCCUUUGAUUGGACCCCGGAAGAGGUCAACGUUUUCCUAAUUGAUGUUCGAAACGAUAUCAAGAACAGGACUAUCCACAGCUAUACCCCAACCUACUGCAUCAUCGGGCGCAGGCCAGAGAAGGAGAGCACGCCUGCUCCCCCAGCCCCGGCUUCUUCGGAGGCUCCUUCCUCUCCCCCAACUCAACCUCCAGCUGCAGCGUCAUCUUGA
This is a messenger RNA of Colletotrichum paranaense, 1083 nucleotides long. RefSeq names its product methyltransferase domain-containing protein. The coding region runs from base 1 to 1083 and encodes 360 amino acids. The transcript has 9 exons. The record is from RefSeq and is a predicted model, not a curated record. Lineage: Eukaryota; Fungi; Ascomycota; Sordariomycetes; Glomerellales; Glomerellaceae.